CCCCCAUCCCAUUCUCUCUCUUCCCUUCAUUUCCUUCUUCAAAACCCCCCAUUAGUUUAUUCCCUCUUCCUCCCUUAGGAUCUACAGCCCAAGAAAAAACUAACACACACAUACACACACCCAUAUAUAUACACACAUCAUCAUCAUGUGGCGGGUGUUUGCAGUUAUUCGCCCCACCCUCCACAACUUCACCAACAGCCACCGCAUUGCUGAUGAGAGUAUGUUCACUACAACUGAUCAAUUCCCCACUUACGCUGCCGCCGCCAACAACCGACGAACCUUUUCCACCGCCAUCUUCAACAUCAUUCGUGCUCCUUUCUCUAUUCUCUCUUGCUUCGCUCCACCCUCUGUUCACCGCUCCCCCGACGCCUUCUGGCUCUCUGGUGACCACUAUUUUGCCUCCACUAUUUCCGAGAUCAACCACCUUAUGGUAAGCGAUGGCAUGCGUUACGCCAUAUUGAUGUAAAAGCUUUAAAACUAAUCUUACCAAACACACAACACAUAUAUAUGUAUUAGAAUUAAGUACUUUAGCUUUUAUUUCGGUUGUACCUGAUAAAUAAUCACUUGGGUUUUUGUUUUUGUUCUUUUCUUUCUUUCUUUUUUUUUUUUUUUUCUUUUUUUUUGGUUAAAUUUUAUUUAGUGUACUAUGUUUCUAAUAUGUUACCAGUCCCAUAAUUAAAUUAAAUUUAUAUAUCAGAAAAAAAAAAGGUUACUCUUUUCCCAAGAA
Cucumis melo (muskmelon) is the source of this 727-nucleotide messenger RNA. RefSeq lists its product as uncharacterized. Lineage: Eukaryota; Viridiplantae; Streptophyta; Magnoliopsida; Cucurbitales; Cucurbitaceae. Bases 146 to 466 code for a protein of 106 amino acids. The record is from RefSeq and is a predicted model, not a curated record. The transcript has a single exon.